UAAAGUUUAAGGCAACGGCUUCAGGUUUGUAUAGAAUGCUUUCUAUACAUGUUUGUUAAAUGCAUCAAAGCCAAGAAAAGGAUAAUACCGACAUAAAUUGUAAAAUUCGGUGCUAAAUACUCCUCUCACAUGUAAUCUAGAUUUCAACUUUGCUGAUAAGGGGCAGAUAUACUAUUUGUCAGCUACUGAGAUUAGGGGUCAAAAAUAUUAUUCCUAGGGAUUUACCCCUUAAGUUAAAGAUUGAUAUAAGUAUAGUUGAUUUGUCCUUUAAAUCAAUAUAAAGGCGCUUAAUUAUAGUAAGAAACGGAUAAUGUUAGCCAGAGGUCUCGUAUACUUUACAAUAUAUAUUAAUUUGGUUCAAGGGCUAGUCAUCCCAAAUAUUCAAACUAUCUUUAGUUUUGAUAAACUGACUGUAAAGACUAUCCCAGAAGAUGAUCAACUUCAAGAGAUUGAAAGUCAUAUGGCUCCAAUACUCUAUGCUGAUCCAGCUUCUGGUGCGAAUGUUAUUCCAAAUAACUAUAUUAUAGUGUAUAAGGAAGGAUUGAAUGCUGAAGAGAGAAUGAUUCAUCAAACAUGGAUUCAAGAGAAAUAUGAUUUUUUGGUUGCUCUGGAUGAUUCUAAUUCCAAAUUAGACUUCUUCAAUUUUGGUAACGAUGAUAAGAAUAGAGAUAUAUUCUCGGGCUACUUUGGAUAUUUUCCUGAAUCGCUCUUACAAUUGAUCCAAUUAGACCCAGCUAUACAAUACAUUGAACCAGAUUCAACCCUUAAUAUCUGGAACUAUGUAGUUCAGGAAAAUGCUACUUGGGGUUUGGCUGCAGGAAGUCACAGAGAACCACAUCCAAAGCAAGAAUACCAUUAUGAUGAUCAAGGAGGUAAGGGUGUAGUUGCGUAUGUUGUGGAUACUGGAAUUAAGAUCGAACAUGAAGAUUUCGAAGGGCGGGCAAGAUGGGGAAAGGCCUUGGUUGCACCCUACCAAGAGAAGGACUUCUUUGGUCAUGGUACCCAUUGUGCUGGAAUAAUUGGGUCCAAGACCUUUGGUAUUGCUAAGCAGGUUGAGUUAGUAGCCGUGGGUGUGACACGUCCUGAUGCAUUCGUUACUGUAUCUGAUACGAUCAAAGGGUUUGAGUUUACUGUUGCAGAUUUUAGAAAAAAUCUUGAGCGGAAGAAGAAAGGAUUCAAAGGUUCUACUGUCAAUGUUUCUAUUGGUGGAGACGACUCCAAAGCUUUGGAUGCAUCUGCUAAUGCUCUUAGUAAGGCAGGAUUACAUGUAUCACUUGCUGCUGGUAAUGCAGCUGAUGAAGCAUCAAAAUUUUCUCCAGGUAGAGCAUCAGAACCUAUUACAGUUGGUGCCAGUGAUGUGAAUAAUACCAUGGCAUGGUUUUCUAAUUUUGGUAAAGGUGUUGAUAUUUUUGCACCCGGGCUUGAUAUUGAAUCUACUUUCAAUGAAGGUUUCUCUGAAGUUAUGUCAGGUACUUCAAUGGCAGCUCCUCAUGUUACUGGUCUUUUAUCUUACUUUUUAUCACUUCAACCUGAAUUAGAGUCUGAAUAUUCUACAAAAUUAUUGUUACCAAAAGAAUUAAAGAAUAGGGUACUCAAGUAUGCCACCAAAGGAGUUCUUAAUGGAUUGAAAUCAGAUUCACCAAACUUAUUAGCAUUUAAUGGAGCUGGAGGUAACCUAGAUGAAUUUUGGAAAUAGUAAUAUAUAGUCAAAUAAGAGAGAGAGAUAUACAAAGAAAACUCAAAGACAUAUUUGUAAGGUCUUAUGUACCACUCGUGGAGCAAUAAAAAUAAUCAUCGCACUAUAGUUAAACGGUUUUUAAGAUUUCAAUUACGAAAUUACGUCAAUUUGGUUGACUUUUAACUAUAAUGGAUCUAAAUACAAUAGAUUAUACUUACCCCUAUUUCAAAAUACCCUAUAAGAAUAUCGCACCUUUGUUAAGUUUAGAAGUCGCACUAGCAGUAAAUAAUGGUAAAGUCGGCAACUAUAAAUUUAGUAUGAUAAAAUUGAGCGAACAUCCCCGGUGACAAUGUUUAC
Molecule: messenger RNA, 2035 nt
Organism: Scheffersomyces coipomensis
Lineage: Eukaryota; Fungi; Ascomycota; Pichiomycetes; Serinales; Debaryomycetaceae
Product: S8 family peptidase
Exons: 1
Coding region: 311-1696 (461 amino acids)
Biological process (GO): proteolysis
Molecular function (GO): serine-type endopeptidase activity
Source: RefSeq, a predicted model, not a curated record